Messenger RNA from Sphaerodactylus townsendi, 2047 nucleotides. It is a transcript of the gene QPCT, whose product is annotated as glutaminyl-peptide cyclotransferase. Bases 167 to 1273 code for a protein of 368 amino acids. The transcript is spliced from 7 exons. The record is from RefSeq and is a predicted model, not a curated record. NCBI's taxonomy places the organism in Eukaryota, Metazoa, Chordata, Lepidosauria, Squamata, Sphaerodactylidae. Gene Ontology annotation, molecular function: zinc ion binding; glutaminyl-peptide cyclotransferase activity.
UGCCUCUCAGUGGGAAGGCUGCACACUCCUCCAGUACUGCCCCUUUCCCUCCUCCUUCAUCAGAGCUCCUGAAACUGUAUCUUAUGUACACAUAGAUCCUUUUCAGCAAGAGAACUGGGAGCCAGUUGCGGCCACAUCAGUAGAAGAGAAAGCCUGUUGACGAGGCAUGUCUGGGGGAGGCAGAGGUCCCAUGGCUGCAGCAUCCUUGUGGCUUGCCUGGGCACUCUCAGUGACUCUAGCCUUCGUCCCUUGUGUAGUAGUAAGUAGCAGAGGAAGCAGAACAGACUGGACUCAGGAAAAGUAUUUCCAUCGUCCAACCAUUUUAAAUGCAACUAUCAUUGAAGAUGUUGCCGCAAACACAGAUAUAAAUCAAAUGUGGCAGUAUGACCUGCUUCCAAUACUAAUUGAGAGAUACCCAGAAUCACCAGGGAGCUGGGCUGUGCGUCAGCAUAUCAAGCACCGUCUGCAAGGACUACAGGCUGGCUGGGUAAUUGAAGAAGACACCUUUCAAAGCUACACUCCAUAUGGGUACCGCACUUUUUCAAAUAUCAUCAGCACCCUCAACCGCUCUGCUAAGCGCCAUUUGGUGCUUGCUUGCCAUUAUGAUUCUAAAUACUUUCCACCACAGUGGGAUGGCCAAGUGUUUGUUGGAGCUACUGAUUCAGCUGUUCCCUGUGCUAUGAUACUUGAAUUGGCACAUUCCCUGGACAGACAGCUUCAUUCUCUCAAGGCUGUCUCAGAUGGUACACAAGAUCUCUCCUUGAAGUUAAUUUUCUUUGAUGGUGAAGAAGCAUUUGUGAGGUGGAGCACUUCCGACUCUCUGUAUGGCUCUCGGCACUUGGCCCAGAAAAUGGCAGCUACACCACAUCCUCCGGGUGCCGCAAAUACAAAUCAAAUUCAGGGCAUUGAUCUUUUUGUACUGCUGGAUUUAAUUGGUGCUCAAAACCCUGUUUUUCCAGUUUACUUUCUGAAUACUGCUCGCUGGUUUAGGAGGCUUGAAGCAAUUGAGCAAAACCUUCAUGAUUUGGGUUUGUUGCAGAAACACCCUUCUGGAAGAAGAUAUUUCCAUGGUGAAUUAUUAAAAGGACAGGUUGAAGAUGACCACAUUCCAUUUUUAAGAAGAGGGGUUCCAAUCCUUCAUUUGAUACCAGAUCCUUUUCCUAUAGUGUGGCACACCAUGGCAGACAAUGAAGAAAACCUCAACAAGCCAACCAUUGACAAUCUCAACAAAAUUCUACAGAUUUUUGUGCUAGAAUAUCUCAACGUGUCUUGACAACCUUCUUUGUGCCACCAAAUGGUUGCUCAGUCUUAUAUACUACCCCCAGUCCAUCAAUAGUUAUUCCCAAGAACAGGUAUCCAGUUUAUUUAGGAAUAAAAUAUUCUCCUCCUAGAUGACAAUCAGAACAGAGACAAUUAUCCAUAAUUCAGUACUGACAUAGGUCGAUUCCCCACUCACGAUUAGAUGCGCACUCGUCACACAAAAUAUCCAGGUUUCCAGCAGAACUCCCCACUACACCAGAGCCAAAAACAGAUUCACCCCAUCUUUGUCACCCUCCACCCACUCCUCUCAGCGGGUGUCUUUUCAGAACCUGGAAGAAAGUAGAGCUUUUUGAAAAACUCGCACCAAACGAGUGGUGGGGAAGCUCAGGGGGUGAUUCCGGAUUUGAAUUACCCACCCUUGUGAAUGAAGUGGAGCCUCCCAUCCAAUUAGGAAGCAGUGGGCUGUGCGCGAUGUGUGCGCAGCCCCUUUUAAAAAUUUCCCGGUGCCGAGAUCUACGUCAAUUCGAGGCAAUGUGGAAUAGUUUUGAGACAAGAUUUAAGUUGCGUUUCCCCAACCUUAAAACAGUGGUGUCUCUGUGGCACAAUUGGUUUAGCGCUCAGCUAAUGACCAAGAGGUUGGUGGUUUGAGCCCAGCCAGGGACAAGGAAGCUGUUUUUAUUUAUAUAUAUAUUCUUUACCCCUUUCUAUUCCAAACCUAUUUUCCAACCUAUUUAUGUCUGAGGAUCUCUCUGUGUGUUUAUUACAUUGAAUCAAGUGCUUGUGAACU